Messenger RNA from Aspergillus melleus, 873 nucleotides. RefSeq names its product translation initiation factor eIF3 core subunit g (gene tif35). NCBI's taxonomy places the organism in Eukaryota, Fungi, Ascomycota, Eurotiomycetes, Eurotiales, Aspergillaceae. Gene Ontology annotation, molecular function: translation initiation factor activity; RNA binding. The transcript is spliced from 4 exons. The record is from RefSeq and is a predicted model, not a curated record. Gene Ontology annotation, cellular component: eukaryotic translation initiation factor 3 complex; cytoplasm. The coding region runs from base 1 to 873 and encodes 290 amino acids.
AUGUCCAAACUAGGAAACCGCGCCGACUGGGCCGACGACGAGGAGUUCGAUGACCCCUCCGCUCUCCCCCCGCAACAAGUCACGACGAACAAAGAUGGCACCAAGACGGUGAUCUCGUACCGCUUCAACGACGACAACAAGAAGGUCAAGGUGACCCGCCGCAUCAAAACCACCGUUGUCCGCGAACAUGUGAACCCCCGGGUCGCUGAGCGACGCGCCUGGGACAAAUUCGGUCUGGAGAAGGGCAACCCUGCCGGACCCUCGUUCGAUACCACCUCCGUCGGCGAGAACAUCGUGUUCCGGCCCAGCAUCAACUGGAAGGCGCAGGCCGCGGAGGAGGAGAAGGCCGGCGGCGAGAAGGGCGGCAUCAAGGACCAGCUCAAGGACAAGAAGGUCAAGUGUCGUAUUUGCAGCGGAGAGCAUUUCACUGCUCGCUGUCCCUUCAAGGACACCAUGGCUCCGGUCGACGAGCCCUCUGGUGGCGCCGGCGCCGAGGGCGGAGACGAGGAUUCUCCCGCUGCUGGUGGUCUUGGUGCCAGCAAUGCCAGCUACGUGCCUCCCCAUCUGCGGAAGGGUGCUGCUGCUGGCGGCGAGAGAAUGGCUGGCAAGUACGAGAAGGACGAUCUGGCGACGCUGAGAGUUACGAACGUGAGCGAGUUGGCCGAGGAGGGAGAGGUUCGGGAUCUAUUCGAGCGCUUCGGUCGUGUCACCAGAGUGUUUUUGGCCCGGGACAGAGAGACCCAGCGGGCCAAGGGCUUCGCUUUCAUCAGUUUCGCGGAUCGGAGCGACGCUGCUCGCGCCUGCGAGAAGAUGGACGGCUUCGGUUAUCGCCAUCUCAUUCUCCGCGUCGAGUUCGCCAAGCGUGCCACCUAG